AAAAGAAUUUCAUUGAACUUGAAAAUUAUUUCUUAAAAAUACCAGAAGCAUUAUUAUAUUUCCAUACAUAUGCAUAUAGACAUACAUAUAUGUGUAUAGAUAUAUGCGAGAAAAAAUUUAUUGUGUGAUUCAUACUUGGUGUUUUCCUCUUACGUCGUCCUAAACGGUUCGUGUGCAAGGGGUUGAGUUUCCUCUGCAGUGCGAAGACGUAGUUUACAUUACGUGAAAAAUCAAUAACGUCGAUUUAUUUGCAAAUUUUUACGUAUCCCACAGCUACUUUUUUACGCUUUCACAAUAUAACCGAGAUUUUUAGACGAGAAGGCAUAUAAUUUGACUGCUGACUAAUAAGGAAUUUUAUUAAAUUUUAACUGGUCUAUAAAUAUAAAGCAGAGGCGAUGGGUGAUGAAUAUAGCCCCGAUAUGGGCGCAAUGGAAACAAUACUUCCAGCCAUUCUUGGUCUCACGGCGGCUGCUGUUCUAUCAGCAGUAGCUUGUGUAUGUGCCAAGCAAAUGCGUGCCCGUAAUAAAAAGCAAAAUCAACAUGAUGCAACAUUUCCAUUUCAACCAACACGUCGUCCGACUGCUGUUCGGUCUCCAAGUGGGCAACCACCUCAAUAUUUAAAAAAAUCACCAUCACCGACAGGCAACAAACAGUUGGGUAUACUACAACCUAUGCAAGACCAAACAACAUCACCAAUUUCAGCACCAACCAUUAAAUAUGUUGAAGAGGAUGAAGUGCAACCAAAGCAAAAUAAGUUAAAUGUCGAACAGAAAUUGUCUCCCGUCGAAGCACAAAGCCCUACUGUUAUACACGGUAAAAACCAUAUGGAGGAUUCAAUAGUUUGUAAUGGCAAGGACAUCCCCAAUACUGAUCAAUAUGGAAAACUUGGUACCAUCUAUUUUAAGUUGCGCUAUUUGGCUGAACGUAAUGCACUUAUGGUUUCGAUUAUACGUUGCCGCGGUUUGCCCUGCAAGGGUGGUGGUGAUAUACCAAAUGGAGUGAACGGACGUACACAAGCUGCAACCGAUCCUUAUGUAAAAUUGCAAUUAUUGCCAGAGAAACAACACAAAGUAAAAACUCGUGUUGUGCGUAAUACACGCAAUCCUGUUUACGAUGAAGACUUUACUUUUUAUGGUCUCAAUAUCAAUGAUCUACAAAACAUGUCGUUGCAUUUUGUCAUACUGAGCUUUGAUCGUUAUUCACGUGAUGAUGUUAUUGGUGAAGUUGUGUGUCCAUUAUCUUCGAUUGAAAUUGGUGACAUAUCAAAGGAAGCUCUCUCCAUUAGCAAGGAAAUACAACCACGUAGUUUAAAGAUACGCGCACAGGGACGUGGUGAAUUGUUGAUUUCUCUUUGCUGGCAACCAGCUGCUGGACGUUUGACUGUAGUUCUCUUGAAGGCACGUAAUCUACCACGCAUGGAUGUCACUGGUUUGGCCGAUCCUUAUGUUAAAAUAUAUUUACUCUACAAUGGUCAACGUAUUGCUAAGAAAAAAACUCAUGUCAAGAAACGUACUCUUAGUCCAGUCUUCAAUGAGAGUUUUGCGUUCGAUAUACCAGCUGCUGAGGGUUCGGGGGCUACACUUGAUGGCGUUUCACUUGAAUUAAUGUUACUUGACUGGGAUCGCGUCACUAAAAACGAAGUUAUUGGCAGACUCGAACUUGGUGGACCAAAUUCUGGCGGUACGGCCUUAAAUCAUUGGAACGAAGUUUGCAAUUCUCCCAGAAGACAAAUUGCAGAAUGGCACAAACUGAACGAGUAAAAAAAAAAAUUUAAAACAAAAUCGUCGAUUAUUUGAAAUUUGUUGUAAAAUUUAGAGCAGAAAUUUUUAGAAGAUGAAAAACAAAAUUUAGGUGGCACAUUUUAAACCAGCAGAAAACCAACACAAACACAAAAUUCAUAUAAUGAAAUUAAAAAUAUAUAUACAAUAUAUA
Messenger RNA from Teleopsis dalmanni, 1932 nucleotides. It is a transcript of the gene Syt4, whose product is annotated as synaptotagmin-4. Gene Ontology annotation, biological process: regulation of calcium ion-dependent exocytosis; vesicle fusion; cellular response to calcium ion. Lineage: Eukaryota; Metazoa; Arthropoda; Insecta; Diptera; Diopsidae. The record is from RefSeq and is a predicted model, not a curated record. Gene Ontology annotation, cellular component: axon; membrane; synapse. The transcript is spliced from 4 exons. Bases 396 to 1760 code for a protein of 454 amino acids. Gene Ontology annotation, molecular function: calcium ion binding; calcium-dependent phospholipid binding; SNARE binding.